This is a messenger RNA of Syngnathus typhle (broad-nosed pipefish), 7068 nucleotides long. Its product is annotated as UPF0606 protein KIAA1549. Bases 328 to 5337 code for a protein of 1669 amino acids. The transcript has 22 exons. Lineage: Eukaryota; Metazoa; Chordata; Actinopteri; Syngnathiformes; Syngnathidae. The record is from RefSeq and is a predicted model, not a curated record.
CCUUGUCCGAGACUCGAGACGAUAACUGCAAUCACUAAAGUGUCAAAAUGAUGCUGGCUGCCAACAUGUUUGCUUUUUUACACAAUUAACUUUGACAUAGCCAGGUUCGCACGCUGAUGUUCCGAUGGCUACUUUCUGGUCCCUGCAUUUGAUUUUUUCCUAACCCAGACAAAGGAUUUCAUUGAGCUUUCACCGUGUUUUUGCAAGUCACGCACAAGUUUUGGCAGAGGAAGACUCCUACCUAAAAGAAAUCUCACGAGGCCCGUACCUUUGGAUGAAACUUCUUUGUAACUGGCUGAAAUGCCUUGACCUUAACGGCAACAUAUAAUGGCAGGACUAGUCUCCGUUGUGGGUUUGGUGGUGAUGGUGGUCAAGACCUCCAUGGACACCCACGGCCCUGGAACAGUGAUUCUUGGGAUGACCCUGUUGAUAAACAUGAUAGCAGCGGACUCACCUGUAGCAGAUGAGUCUCUAUCAGUUUCUACACACAACGCCAACGGAUUUCUUGGAGAUGUUUCGAGUCCAACAAGGCCAUCGCUAUCACCCUCGCCACCCUUUCUUACUCCAGUCACAGGGAAGGAAAAGUCUCCUGGCACUCAACAACUAAUUUCUCAACCCCACCAUGAAUCCUUCACUCUAAGUGAUUUCAAGGCAAAAGAAUUACAGCCUCUUUAUACUCCAUCAUUGCAUCCAUCUCAACUUGUUUUGGGAUCCUUUUCACAAUUAGAGGAAUCUAAAGUUUCAAGAGACUGGAAGGUGGCCUGGAUAAAUUCUGCCAAACAAACUCUUUUGCAAACUCAGUUAAUUUCUUCAAUGUCUCCCGCUUUUGAAAAGUCAACAGUAACACAGCUUAGUUUUACAAAAGAAGAAAUCAGUGAUCGAAAAAAAACACAUACAGCAACGACCUCACUACCUGGUGAACAAAGUGGCACACUAGAUUUUAGGAACACUUCAUCAGAUGAAUCUUAUAUUCUAGAUCAUGUCUUAAGACACCCUACAAAGGGUCCAAGUACAAUAAAGCAUGAAAACUAUCCACGCACAAGUGGUUCCCCAAUCCCAGAAAAUAAACCAAAGAACAUUCUUCCCAAACCAUAUGAGAUUUCAUCCCCAAGUGACCAUCUGCCUUUCAUGGACUCUCAAUUUAUUUCCCCAUCAUCUGAACCAACAGAAGAAGUUCCACCAGAUGACUUCUACCCCACCAAUAGCAUGGACUUCGACUGGGGGAGUGGAGAUUAUAUGGAGACGAUAGCAUUCAGUCCCGAAGAAGCGGACUACUCUCUGGCCACCAAGGUUCUCGAUACGUACGAUCAAGAGGACAAUAGAGAACAUUACAACACAGCCUUUCCGUCCAGGGUGGGAACAUCCCUCUCGUCCUUGCAUCAUCUUCCUAUCUUGCCGUCUUCAAGCCCAAUGACAAUGUAUUCAACCCACUUACUUCGAACAUCAAUGGAUGCCUCUUAUCCUUCUCCAUUUCACUUCGCUGUAGAUCACACACAAGAGGUUACUGCCACAAUUAGCAGUGAGACAUUAGAAGCAUCAGAUGUCAUAGAUUGGCCAGAUACUUACAGUAUUCAACCGACCGAUGUGCUAUUACCUGACAUGAACAGCUUGGAAUAUUACACCACACAGCUGACUAAGGAGAAGUCUGCUUCCAAGAGUAAAGCUGAACAAAGAGGGAACAUCACUGUGCUGCCCAUCAGUCCUUCAGACAUCACGCCCAGCAGCAGCAUUACCACUGAUGUAAAAUUAAUAGAGGAUGACUCCUACAGUGGUUUGUCAGAAUUUGAACCUCAUGGUGAGACAUCUGACAUAAGAACAGAGAUUUCCAAUAGCUCAAAGCUUGAUGGUCCAUCCUCCUUCUGGGCAACACACAUGUCAACUGCAGAUUGGUCUGCAGGUACUCAUACAGUUGGCCUGCACAGCUCUGUUGUUCUACUACCCAGUCCUACAGAAGUUUUGCCAGAUGAUGUAAUGUCUUCCUUCUCUCUCACUGAUGUCCAGUGGUUUGUCACAGAGGUCUUCCCACUAAGUACUACCCUGCACCCUACUUCAGUCUUCACUGCAACAAUAGCGUUUUCCUCUGGACCUGCUGAGGAUCCUUCAACUGAAAAAGCAUUCAACAUUACCUCAGUUUCAUCCAAUGAGUCCUUAACCUCUCCUGUGAUGUUGGGUGAUCAGGGAGUGACUAAAGAUGAAUUUGUCAAUCCAGCCACAAUGACCUUGAUUCCAACCAACAGUGAAGCUAAUACCUUCUCACCCAUAGCCGCAUCUCCAAAUGCCAACACAAGUUCUCACCGAACUGACAACGUUACCCCUGUCAUGGGUAGUGAGUGGCAGAUUACAACUCAGACAUCCAGACAGUACCUCUGCAAUAUUGAGAAGCCCGAGUAUUUAAUCACUAUAGGUUUGCCAUCUGGGACCAAAGUUGAAGAUGCCAAAUUUCAAGUUGAAGAGAUUCUGAAGCGGGAAUUCAACAAUUCGUUUGAGUUACAGGUUAUCGAGCCACCACCAAAGUUUGUAUUUCGGGUCAUGUCCGAUCCAGUUGUGUACACAGCCAUAUCUGUCAUCAACGCCUUACAAAGGUCAGGACGCCACUUCCUGUAUGUGUCGCCUCACUGGAUGACACAAGACAAUAAAUAUCAAGUACACACAGUGCUUCAGUUUGUUCCAGGUCACAUUGAUGUACGAUUUUGCGACUUCAGUGAGCGCAUUGAGCAAGGUUUGACCAUGGCCUUUGCAGAAGUGUGUCAGCGCUCCAAGGCAUCAACCAAUUUCACAGUGCAUAUAAUGAAUAUUACCAUGGCUGUUCCUAAAAAUCUGGAACUGGGGAGGUACCCAGUAGACAUCACCUUCACUGUGCAGAGCCCCCAGGGUUAUCUAAUGGGAUCGGAGGUCAGCAUUGCUCUAAUGAAGCUCACCAAGGUGGAAUUCAGCUAUUACAUGGGCUUCCCUGUCUUGCAGAUCGCAGAGCCCUUUCAUUAUCCAAAGUUAAACACGAGCCAGUCCCUUCGCUCCUCCUGGGUGAGAACAGUUCUCUUGGGGGUGCCGGAGAGUGACGUGGGCCAGAGGACCUUUCAAGCCAACAUCGAGCGUAGGGUGGCCAUGCUACUUGGGGAAGCCAUGGGACUAGUCAGACGUGUCAAGAGAGCCACCGACGUUGGCAAUAGCAGCGUUCAGGUUGUGAGCAUGAACCGGCCUGUAGGUGCGGACCAUCCCUUGGAAGUUGUGUAUUUUGUGGAGCGCCCCGAUGGCCAGAGGGUUCCUGCUGUUGAAAUGGCCAACAUUCUCAACAGCUUGGACGUCCAAAAAGCGGCUAUCAUCUUGGGGUAUCGUGUUGAGGGCAUUUUGGCACAACCUGUGGAGAAGAUGCCGUCAUCACCUUCUGACACUGAGAACCCCAACAUGUGGAUCAUCAUCGGAGUGGUGAUUCCUCUCUUGCUGGUCAUGAUCAUCAUUGCCAUACUCUACUGGAAAUUGUGUCGGAUAGACAAGCUGGAGUUCCAACCAGAUGCCAUGGCAUCCAUCCAGCAGAGACAGAAGUUACAGGCCCCCAGUGUGAAAGGCUUUGACUUUGCUAAACUGCAUCUUGGCCAGCACAACAAAGAUGAUGUUAUGGUGGUCCAGGAAUCUGUCCCAGCAGGGCCUCUGCCCAUUUCAGAUAAGGAAGGCCCUAGUCCUUCCCAGAAUGGGGAUGUCCCUACCCCCAUAUCCAAAAAGUCUGCUUCCUCAACCAGAGCGUCCCGCAGCUUUCGAAGACGAGAGAGGAUCUCACCAUCAGACGGUGAUUCCGUGGUGAGUGACCGCUCCAGUGGGCGCGAGUCAACUGAGGAGAACCUGAGAGCCCAGGCCACACCCAGUGACAGCAAGCAGACACGCAAAAAUAAAAUUGGUCCUCCUCCUACAAAUGGCCUCAAUGAACAGACGUCAUCUGCCUCCAUAUUUGAACAUGUUGACCGAAUGUCGCGGGCCACAGAUGUAAGCCGAAGACUACCCAACAAAGUGCAGCUUAUUGCGAUGCAACCUAUGACGCUCCCACCCCUCAACAGCCACACUGGCAAAUUGCCUGAGACUAACAAAAUAAACAAGGAGAUCCAAGUAGCAAUGAGGCAGAAAUCAGAGAUUGAGCAUCAUCGAAACAAGAUCCGCCUGCGUGCCAAGAGGAAGGGUCACUAUGAUUUUCCUGCAAUGGAUGACAUAGACCUUGCGGACACCAAAGACCAGGAUCACAUUUACCAUAAAACACAGAGGCAGAUGGAUAAGAUCCUGGAUCAAAAUGCACAGAUUUCCUCCAUCUUCAAAGAACCGCAAAAAGGUGCUCGAGGGAGGCGUUCUCCAAAGCAGAGGAUGAAGGAGCAGGCAAAUGGAGGAUUGACAGAUGCAGACAAGGAUCACCUCAUCACUGAAGACACUGAAGCUGUUUAUCGGAAAUAUCCUGGGGUGAACAACGUGGCUUAUGUCUCGGACCCUGACCAAGCCCCGGGGUUGACCCACAGAAGCCCAUCCCCCACAGAUGAAGUUUUUGUAGAUCCCACUUCCUCACCUCCUGGACAUGCCCCUCCACCACCACCCUACAUGCCUCCACAGCCCUCCAUUGAAGAGGCGCGUCAGCAGAUGCAUUCGCUGCUGGAUGACGCCUUUGCCCUGGUGUCACCCACUUCCCAGGGCAGUUCGGCAGGGGUGACUCUUCCAGGGGUCAAUGACAAUACUUCUGAUUCCAGUUCUCCAGGCCGUGGCGCCCGACCUUGGGGCACCUCCCAUCAACCUCUUGGCCCUUCUUACACUGGUAAAUUCAGCGACCUGAGUGUGUCUCCUCCUCUGGUUCAAGGCUUAAUACCAAGGCAGGACCGUGGUCUGAGUUACCUAUCCCCAGUCGAGGCAGCAGGGCCUGGGGAGCAUCUCCAGCUCGACAGCCUUUACUCCAGCAGAGGCCUCUAUGCCGACGAGCUGCCUACAUCGGCUCGGCCGCGGCCAGUAGGAGGCACUACAGGCGCCCAGCUUCAUCAUCUUACACAGGUUGGUCUGUCCAGCCGUAUAAAUGGCUAUCCCGUCGGGUUCAGGGGUUAUCCAGGAUGGACAGAUAGACAGAAUGGAGGCAUCGGCUGGAACAACUACCAUGAGGACAGUUACUGCAGAGUACUACCAGAUAACAGUGCAAUGGCCAGAAGUGCCCUCAGAGAGCUGUCAGCUACCCCCGCUCAACUCGACGUUGGGGCAAGCUACCUUUCUGCCCCUCUCUCACUGGAUGCGACCCCUCCCACUCAGUCUUCCGCCUCCUUAAUCAAGGCCAUCCGUGAGGAACUUUUACGCCUGUCGCAGAAACAGGGUUACCACAGCUGAGAUAGCUCUGACCCCACAUUCCAAUGUGACCAUGCUUCCUGUGGAAGCCCACCAAGAAGCAAAGCAGAGAGAUAGUCCAGAGAGAUGGCAAUAUUAAGGUGGCUAAUUCAUGCCUCUUGAUGCCCUUUUGGAUUUGGAUUCGAAAAUAGCCUGGAGUGUUUUGAGAAUGAACUAACCUCAAGUACAGUAUGUCACUAUGGGACAGUGUUAUUAUAAUAUAUAGUAUUAUAUAAAAACUAUAUGAGGUCCAGGAUUCACAUCCAUGCGAGAUUUAGAUGUUCAGUGUUACCUUAACCGCCAUCUAAUCUGAGAUAUGCUUUGUCUUCACUCUUCAGCGAUGUUCAUGUGGCUCCUUCAUAGUAAGGUCGCAGUUGACAGCCAGCAAAUCAGUCUUGACUCAAAGGAGAAGACUACACAGUAUCAACUCACUAUGCUACCUAUGUACUUCUUAGCCUAUCUAGCGCAGUUAGUUAGAGCUGGUCCUUGGCCUUUUUGGACUAUUGGCAUUCAAGUCCAUUCAAGUUUUGUACGUUGUAAUAAUUUUUUUUUUUUUUUUAGAAAUGUUAAGCUUCGAAAUGCCUUGAAAUCAUCCAUUUUCAAAUAUAGAUCACACGGAAGAAAAUAUCUGAACUUGGCAAUCGUCAUAAUGUAUGUGCUAAGUGCGUGGCUGUGUUUUUCUGCACUGAAUGGACUAGUUUCUUAGGCUGUGGUUUCAUUAAAAAAAAAAAAAAGUUGAUGAAGAAUACACCAACUUGCAAUGCAUGUAUUAAAUCACCAUCUCUGUUUCAUGCAGUAUUUGAAGGUUUUUUAAAUGCCUUUUAAAGACAGGGUACUGUAUUUAUAAUUCACGUCAUGCUCAUAUGUAUUUUUCUUUUUUAAAUCACCUUGCCUUGUGUUUUGUGCACCAUGAACAAAUUUGUACUGCGUUAUCAAGAUUACCAGUAUGCGGGAUGUAAAGUUUUGUUGUUUUGUUUUAAUGAAGUCAAACAGUUUAUUGUGCAAUCUGGGUUUCGAAUUAUUAUUGUGUGUAAUAUGGCAGAUUACAACAAAACUCUGCUAUUUUACGAGACUCAUUUGUUGCUUUAACAUGUAACAGACCUUUGGCUUCACCAUAACAGACGUUCCCCAUCUGUGACAAGGAGAGGAUUUAAAAAAAUACACAAUUCAUUCACACUUACGCAUCCUUGGAGAAUGUAAAGUGUGCUGUACACAUACGUACUUUUAACAUCUUAACUGAUUUUUAAAUGUGAGAGCCUACACGUAAUCUCGUGUUCUGGCUUCUUCUGCUGUCUUUUUUUGCAACAGCAGAUUUUGCAUGUAUGUUUCAGCUACUGUUGCAUCCAUUCCUUUACCGUCUGCCUUGUAGUAUAUUUUGCGUGAAUCUCCAAAUGCAACAAAAUAAAAUAAAAUAAAAAACAAUGACCAUAAAUUGUCUUUUUAAAUAAUCAGCACCAUAUAUAGCCGGUACGUCCAUUUACCCACGAGAAACAAAGAUAGUUUGAGUCCGUUAAGUUACCUCUCAAAGAAACAGGACGUCACUUGCUGUAAUUAUCUCAAAUGGCCACACUAGGGAAGCAGAUCCAAAGAAGAGGGACUGCUCCUUUUCUCUCAUAAUGUCGUAACACUAGUCAAGGUCACUAUAUUUCACUGCAUUUAUCUAUUUAAUUUCUUACAGUGUAUGCCGGUUACAUGUUGAAAUGUACAAAUAAAAAACAAAACAUGAAAUAUUGA